This is a messenger RNA of Rubroshorea leprosula, 786 nucleotides long. Lineage: Eukaryota; Viridiplantae; Streptophyta; Magnoliopsida; Malvales; Dipterocarpaceae. The record is from the annotation of a GenBank genome assembly.
AUGCAAAAAAUACACAGCGGGAAAGAGAGAGAAAGAGAGGAAGUUAGGGUUUUGCAAUUGAUCAGAGCCACCGCCGGAGAGAGGAAGUGAGAGAGAGAGACGAUGAGUAGAAGCUUGGGGAUACCGGUAAAGCUGUUACACGAGGCCUCCGGCCACGUCGUGACGGUGGAGCUAAAGAGUGGAGAGCUCUACAGAGGAAGCAUGGUCGAGUGCGAAGAUAACUGGAAUUGCCAGCUCGAGAGCAUUACCUACACUGCUAAGGAUGGGAGGGUGUCACAACUUGAGCAUGUUUUCAUCCGAGGCAGUAAAGUCAGGUUCAUGGUCAUACCAGAUAUGCUAAAGAACGCUCCCAUGUUCAAGCGUUUGGAUGCCAGAAUUAAGGGUAAGAGCUCCUCUCUUGGAGUUGGCAGAGGUAGGGCUGUUGCAAUGCGAGCCAAAGCUCAAGCUGCUGGCCGUGGAGCUACAGCAGGUAGAGGUGCUGUACCAUCUGUUCGCAGGUAACCUCCACACUCAAAGCAGUUCUUCAACCCCAACAUCAGCAGCAAUUAUGUUUGUAGACCCACCUGCGACAUACCUGAGUUUAUGGGUCCCUGCUGUUACCGUGAUAGUUGAUGUAAAAGGAUUACCUGUGUUUGUCUAGGGUUCGAAUUGGAAAGCUAAACUCAUGUUACAUGAACCAAAGACACUUGCUUUAUAUAAGCCUCUAUUGAAAUACAAUUGCUUCAGUUGGUUUAUUUGUUCAGCCGUGCUAAUAUUUUUAUGACAAUCCUGAUGAAGCAUGUUUAA